Molecule: messenger RNA, 570 nt
Organism: Microtus oregoni (creeping vole)
Lineage: Eukaryota; Metazoa; Chordata; Mammalia; Rodentia; Cricetidae
Gene: Tex22
Product: testis expressed 22
Exons: 2
Coding region: 1-570 (189 amino acids)
Source: RefSeq, a predicted model, not a curated record
AUGGACGGUAGGCAGCAGCGCCCCCAAAGGAAGACGCUACAGUGGCAGCUUGCUCAAGAGCAAGGGCACCAGUCCCCUCCACACGGGCCUUCAGCAACUUCCAGCCAGCCAGAUACCAAGAGCAAUCCUCAAGAGGACCUGCAGACCCAAGACUGGGUGUGUGAGCCUCCAGCGCGCAGGCGCCCAGGUAGUCGCUGGAAUAUCAGCAUCGACGAGCGCAGACGUCUGGCCAUGCUACAUGCGCAGGACAGAGCAAACACGGCCAAGGCCCCAUCUAGAGACAUACUGGGCCUGCACCUCCCGGUUCGGCCGACUGUACCCUCCCCAUUGACUGGGUCUGCCCCAACCUCGCCCAACCAGGUCCCUGAAACCAUGGUUGGUCACCCGCAGGAUAUUGAGCAGAUGGUGGCCAAGCUGGUGUCUGAGGGUGUGGACAGGGAUGUACUCCUCCCUCAUCCGCAACAUUCCACCAUGUACCACAACACCUUCCAGAGCUUCUUGGCCCGGGUCACUCCCCUCUGGCAGAGCGAGAAUUUCGAGCCCCAGACCUCAAGGUCACCACCCUCCUAA